Molecule: messenger RNA, 2084 nt
Organism: Diabrotica balteata
Lineage: Eukaryota; Metazoa; Arthropoda; Insecta; Coleoptera; Chrysomelidae
Source: the annotation of a GenBank genome assembly
GUUAAAAGACGUAACCUCAAAUUGCUCAAACAAUAACGCCCGGUUAGACUCUCAUGUUAUUAUUCAAAUUAAAAUGGAAACAGAUGCAAAAACAUUCUUAAUUCCAAACGAUGUUUGUAAGAAAGCUGGCAUUGCUGGGGCAUGGUUACCAUUAGAUCACAUUUCGAUUUUUGCUUAUGAAAAGCGAAAUAUUCGCCAAAAAGAUGAACCCAGCCAUUUUGCAUCAACUACCCCAGUCUCCGUAUUUCAUCUCAGACAGGAUGUAGUAUUAUUUCACUCAAAUAUUAAGAAAAUUAGUGAAUGAAUCAAAUGGGGUAUUUCUGUCCAUACAAGCUUUAGUUGGGAAUAAAACACCUGAUAUACGUUCAGAAUUGUUUAAAAUAAGUAGGCAAUAUCGUUCCAUAAUACGAGCUUGUCUAGAAAACCUACAAGAUGAACUCACCAAGUCAAAACCAGAAGAUAAAAUCGAACUACAAAACUACAUCACAGUAUUCUAUUCAAUCGAAUGCAUCUGGCAUUUAUGUGAAAUCCUGUUCAUAGACACAGUGCCGGGAAAUGUAGUGUUAUCUCAAGUUUUAGAGUGGGUCAGGUUCCAUUUCCCAGAACAUGAGAGAAAUGCUGCAAGUAUGCUUGCAGAAAAUAAUAUUGGCUUAGAAGCAAACCCAGAAUAUUGGAAUACAGUUUUGGGAGCAUUAUUGCAGGGACGAAUUCCACUUGUGAGGGCAUUAUUGAAGCAACAUUCUGCAUCUGACAAUAGCACUUUCAGAAUGGUUGACCAGAUUCUCAGAGCUAUGCCUAUAUUUAAUGGUGCUAGUGGUACUCCUAUAAAUGAAUUCAACAUGCAGUGGAGGCAUUGGACGAUGGAUGUACACUCAAAAAUUGAUGCCAAACUUUUCAGUUCUGAAAAAAAUUUAGAUCUUAUGACUAGGCUUAUAGUUGGAGAAGAACAAGCCUGGAUAGAAAUCCAAGACUAUUGUGAGGUCUGGUAUGCUUAUUUGGCAGGUUGGUUAUUUUUUACUGAACCCACUAUCAAGUCAUUUGAGUUAGGUCAAUUUGCGAAAAGGUCAAUUAACAAGUUGAGGAUGAACAAUCAUUUGAAGCAGUUGGAUAAGGUGUUGUUAGCUGCUAUGGAUUUUGAUAUAUUUCAGGUCAUUAAAGAAAUUCAGAACAUGUAUGAUAAUGGUUGGUUUGUGAGCCAUUUAACAGACCUCUUAUAUCAUUGUGGAAGAUUAGUGGACUUGGAAAAAGAAGUACCUGAUUUUUCAGCUGAAAAACUUCGAGAAUCCUUCAUCCUAGAUUAUGGAACAAGCUUGAUGGGCCACAAGUCGUUAUGGCAAGUUGGCUUGACAUAUUUAGACCAUUGUCCGAAUGAUGGUUUACAAAUUAUCGAAUUACUUCUGCCCCGAAUUCACAUGGACACUGAAGCCAAGGCACAGAAGGUUUUGAGAGAAGCCAAAAAUAGAGAGUUAACCCAUGUUGUUCAGAGUGUUUGUAAAGUGCAAGGAAUGUUGUCGAUGCGCAGAGGAAGAUUAGGUAAUGCUCUGUCGUGGGCUUUAAAAUCACAGGACGGUCCAUUCACGUCCUUCUUAGCCGACAAGUAUUUGCAAGAUUAUAUCAAAAGUGGCAGGUUGGGAAGUACCGAUUUGUUGGACAAUUUGGGAUCUGGCAUGCUCGUCAGUGAUAGAUUAAUAUUUUUAGGUAAAUACUAUGAAUUUCAUAAAUUGUAUCAAAACGGGGAGUACAGGGAAGCAGCUGCCCUAUUAAUUUCACUGUUAGCUUCAAAAAUAAUACCUAAAUACUUCUGGUAUGUACUCUUAAUAGAAUCAAUCCCCUUGCUGGAAAGCGCCGACAUGGUAUUUUCCUCAAACGACACAUUCACCAUCAUGCAUUGCUUAGAGGAAAAGAAAGAUUUACCCGAGUUAAACGAUAAAAUAGAAAUCUUAAGAUUAGCUGCUGCCAGAAACUUGUCUAGAGCCUUGACUUUCGAGGCGCAGAUUAACGAAUGAUGUGCUUUUUCUAUCAAGAAGAAAGGCAUUUUAGUUUAAGUGUAUUUGAUAAGUUUUUAAUAAAUAUUUUUUUUACUA